Parastagonospora nodorum SN15 is the source of this 333-nucleotide messenger RNA. RefSeq lists its product as hypothetical. Bases 1 to 333 code for a protein of 110 amino acids. The record is from RefSeq and is a predicted model, not a curated record. NCBI's taxonomy places the organism in Eukaryota, Fungi, Ascomycota, Dothideomycetes, Pleosporales, Phaeosphaeriaceae. The transcript is spliced from 2 exons.
AUGGCUUUCUUCAGCCUCAUCGUCUUACCUGCCACUACUCUAGUCGUCCAUGCAGUACCAGUAGAACUGGACCAGGUUGAAUCUACCCAUUCCCAAGGCUGGAACAAAGAAGCUAUAUUCACGCUCGUCGAUGUCUUCCUCGCUCUUUUAGCCAUCGUUGUCAUGGUCAUCCUCGCUCUACCCUCGGUGCGCAGGUGGUUUACUAGAGCAAGAAGCGACACCGAAUUGGCUUCCAUGGAGGGCGCAGCUUGGGAAGAGUACAUGGAAGCGAAGAAGAAGACCCUCGUGCUGCGCAAGAAGUGGGAGGAAUCGAUUAGGCCGCGACAUGCGUAG